AGAGCACCCAGCGCACCGGCCUUGAUCUUGACCAUAUAUUCCUGGUCUUGAAUUAUUUAUUUAUUCGUGCGAAUGUGACACACCACCAUAUCCCCAUUUCCAUCCUAUCCAUCCCAUCCGUAAUUGCCAGUCCGGGUAAUUGUCGCUGUUGUUGUCUUUGUUCCGGCUGUUCGUGCAGUUCAAAAAUGAUAUGUGCCCGACUCGUUGGCCUUAUGCACCUUAAAACUCCGAUGAGCUGUGCGAAAAGCAUUUCACUUCCACCCGGUUGUUUGUUCUCAUAUUGAUUUUCUAAAUGUUAUGGGAAUUACACGGCACAUGCAUCAUUUUAUAGUAAUUAUCCUUGCAGUAUGGCUGAACCUUUUGUUUCCUCACAGAAACCCGUUAAAAAUGCGUGGCAGGUACGAAAAAUUAUUUUUUUCUUUUUACUGUGCAUAUUUGUGUUUGUAACCCUUGCCCCCAAUGUAAGCUCUUUGUAUGCCUAUUUUUCAUUACUCCGAGCUGCGAUGUUCUGUUUCCUUAUCGGCACAAGAUCUGACAUAAAUGGCAAUAGAUAAGGAACUACUUUGAAACCGAACUUCGAGUUUCAUUCACUUUCAAUCUGACUGUUGCACCGCCACCAUGGCCACUUUCCUCGAAAAUAUGAAAGCAAUGGAUGCCAACAGGUAUGCCACCAAGAAGACGAUCGCCCAGGGCAUGUUGGACAUCGCCCUGCUGACCGCAAAUGCCUCCCAACUGAAGUACAUCCUCCAAGUUGGCGAACAGCACCAGUUCUACAAGCUGAUGCUGAUCCUGAUCAGUCUAUCCAUAGUAAUGCAGGUCCUGUCGGGCGUGCUAAGCCUGUCCCUAAGCCUGCUGCGGGAUUGCCGGCUGCACCAGCCGGAGUUUCACCAGUCGGCCAAUAUCAUUAACCAUGUGCGCACGGGCUUCGCCUUUUUCACGACCAUGAUAAAUCUGUUUAUCUCGGCCUUUGACAGUCGACUGCCCCCGCCACAAGGCGACUUUCUUAACAAUUAGGUGUAGAGGGUGGAAAUGGAAGGGUCCCUAGAGGGAUCGUCUCUCGCUUUUGGACUUAAUGCAUUCACUAUCCAUUUCGACAGCUUUUGGUGGGCAUUCUGUUUGUGGUCAUCGGCAGUCUCAACAUAAACAGGCAGCAGGAUCAGACGGCAGCGGUGAUCCUGAACGAUGUCAUUUUGGUGGUCGUGUUCAUAAUAUCCGUGGUGAACGUUAUCAUAUCCGGUU
This is a messenger RNA of Drosophila yakuba, 1239 nucleotides long. Its product is annotated as ninjurin-2. The transcript is spliced from 3 exons. Gene Ontology annotation, biological process: cell adhesion; tissue regeneration. Lineage: Eukaryota; Metazoa; Arthropoda; Insecta; Diptera; Drosophilidae. The record is from RefSeq and is a predicted model, not a curated record. Gene Ontology annotation, cellular component: membrane. The coding region runs from base 619 to 1014 and encodes 131 amino acids.